Molecule: messenger RNA, 6602 nt
Organism: Carassius auratus (goldfish)
Lineage: Eukaryota; Metazoa; Chordata; Actinopteri; Cypriniformes; Cyprinidae
Product: BCL-6 corepressor-like protein 1
Exons: 12
Coding region: 624-5150 (1508 amino acids)
Biological process (GO): negative regulation of transcription by RNA polymerase II
Cellular component (GO): nucleus
Molecular function (GO): transcription corepressor activity; protein binding
Source: RefSeq, a predicted model, not a curated record
UCUAUCGAAACGUUCGAGACCGAGCAGGGUUUUUAUUAAUUCCGCUGCGAUGUUUGUCUAAACUCUUUUUGUGCCGGCCCACGUGUGAGAAUUUGAAAGCGAGAUAAUACACAUACGCACGUGCUCCUUGGCGACCCUCGCGUGCUGGGUUCGAGAGCAACGGUUUAAUUGAGACAGAGGAUGUAUUUUCACUUUGUUACUCGGGUAGGGUUUGCAGUUUAGCGCACCGUUGCGAUCCCCUUUCCCCUUGAGCGGCUGGAGUCGCGCGGUGCAUGGUGGGACCUGCAGUCCUCGCUCCUCCCUUCUCAGGGCGAACGCGGUCAGGGCGUGGAUGUCGGAGCACUACAACUCCCACACGAGCUCGGCUCCAUCUGCCCCUCUCUCUCUCCCACCCGACCAGAGACAGAGAGAUACGGUACGAACCCCCCCGGACUUUCAGAACCGAAAAUCGUCGAGAUUAGUGUACUGCCAGCGACAAGAACGGAAGACCGGAUUAAAGCCGUUAUCUUGAUGCGCGAACAUCUUCCAAAUGUCGGUCAAACGGAACUGUACACUAACCGGAGAAGAACUCUAUAAAAAGUCACUUGUCCACACACACUGAGUAAUGUGUUGAGAAAACGCCUAUGCAGGUGGAUCCCUCACCAAUGAAUGUAGGAGAUGGAGGGACGGUGAGCAGAGAGAGCAGUGCCCCUACCCAGGUGUCUGAGAGCAUGGUGGGGAAUCCACAGCAGACACUGCCUCUUGAACUUAGAGGUGAUGUACCUCAAAGUCAGCAGAACAAGCUGAGGGCAACCACAGACUGCAAAAUACCCAACGUCUGCUCAGAAGCAAACAAUUCAAAUCAUUGUCCCCUAGAUCCUUCCCCCCAACAUCACAGUAAUGUGUUCAGCACUGAUCCCAUGAGCACAACGUUGCCUGAUCGGACUGAGGUUUCCAAAAGUAAGAUUGACAGUUCUGGCAUAUAUUCCACUCACCAGUGGCCUUGUGGUAAAAAUGUCACCGCAGAGGACCCUGUGAAUUCUAUUCACUCUAGUAUAAACCUAAACAAGAAGACUAAUGCACCAGCACCAACCCAGCCUGUGAUAAGCGUUCCUUUGGGGUUCCAGUGCUCCACGCUUUUUAAACCCGGCCAGCCUGUUGCUUUCCUUCCCCCCUCCAAUUUUUCUUCUCCUCUCUGUAAGAUCACAUUGCCACCAGGGUUAGGUCAGAUUGCAGCACUGAGAGAAGCCACUGCUAGCCAGUUUCAAAAGGACUGCACAGCACAAAGCUCUUGUUCGAGUGUCACACCUAUGCUCAAAUCAUACCCAUAUCACUUUUCCGUGGGGAGAGGACCUGGUGCUGAGAAGAGGCCUCAGUCUUCAGGAUCCAAAGUCAGGUGUGAUUCUUUGUCCAAGGGCUUUCAAGGUGGAGCUGAGCAUAAAGCCACAAUGUCUGCUGUAUCAGCCCCAGCUCUUGGCCUUCCAGUACAGCAAGCAACGCAGGGCUCGACUCCACCAACCCGUUACACCAUCUCUCCCACUGCUGCCAUCUGCUGCAGCCCAGCUCUUGCAAAUAUCACCACUCAAAGUCGGCUGCUUAGCCUUGUAGAAAAAGGUUUGACGUACCGAGGUACCGAAAAAACCUCGUUGGCGUAUCUGAAACCAAAAACUCUGUCCUCUCCAGAGGAGCACAGUGUUUCUUGCCCCGUUGAGUCAAGGGACGUGCCCCUUGAUCUGUCUGCAAAGUCCAAGCGACAAAAAAACAUUAAAGAUGGUCAGAACAGCCCAUUGGUGGCCACGGAACAUCAUUCUGCUGAGUCUCAUCAGAAGAAUGUUUCUGGUCCAAAAAAGGUUCAUUCUGCUUCCUUUGGAUCAUCCAAUACAUAUGACACCCAAAGAAAUGGUGCAACUCAGAAAUCAUCUUCAAAACUAACUAAUCACCAUGCUUUGGAACCCAAUGCAUCCUGGGCCAAAGGCUCAUCUCCUGGCUCCUUGAAUAAUCUCCCUGGUACAUAUGUAGGAGUGGCAAGCCCCAUUCUAGCAUCUACUUUACGUAGCAAAGAUGGAAAAAGUGCUGCUUUUGUUGAAGAUAUUCAGACAUUUGCCAAACAGGAAACCAUCUCCAUCAUCGACCAAGGAGAGCAGCCGGUCUGUAGAGAGAAGAAAGCGCCAUUUACUAUUAAAGGUGCCCAGCAUAAUAAAGGUGGAAAGCUCUCGACAGUAACUCAACAAGGUUUUUUAUCCACCCAUUUAUGUGCUACAGCAAAUUCGCAGCCCCACCAAAAAUCUGUUGGUGGAAAGGGAGGCACCCUGUUCACACCUCCAGUUAAAUCCUUGUGGCAGCCACCUUGUGUUCUUUCCCAAGGAACAUCCCUGCAGAAGAGACCAAGUGUGACUCAAGCACCAAAGACGAAGAGCACCCUCGGUUGUGAGAGAGCCCUGUUCCAUAACUCCCACUUAAGCCCAACUAAAGUAGAGGAUGAAAAGUGGGAGAAGUCCAAAUCCCCCCUGUCUAACCUUGAGUCGAUAGUAAAGCAGAAAACUCUCGAGACCACUGCGCUUACUGGUGAGAACUACUGUAAUCUGUCUUCUGUGGGAUCCAAGAGGCCUGAGGUAGCCAGCAUGCAGAACAGGUGUCAGGAGUCCGCGUUGCAGCAGACCCUAACAGCUGGUUCUCCCCCAUUCAGGGCCAUAGAAGGACAGGUCAUCAAGUCAGACAGAACCUCUCCACAAACGGAUGCCAUAGCAGCUCUAAGCAGACCGGAGAUCACAACUGUUCCUGUGCCCAAUGAUAACAAACGAGAGAAACAAGCUAAACAUAAAGAAAAUCAAGCAUCUGAUGGUAGACAGAAAAUUAAAUCUAGUACCCCUAGUAAAAGGAGUGCUCCCAAUGUUAAAGGAGAAUGGAAGGAAAGGAAAUUGGCUCAACAGUUAGAGGAUGAGAACGCAAAAGAGGAGAAGGCAUCAGAGAGGAAGAUUUCUUCUCAUGUUCAGGUAGACGGGAUAGCCUUAUCCCUCCUUCAGAACCAGACCACAGAAGCAGACGGAGAGGCAAAAAUGAAUGGAGCCACAGAGGAGAUACCUUCCAAAGGAAAAGUAUCCGCCACCAAACAGAAGAACCUGAAAAAGCCUGCCAAGGAGAAGGUACCUUCUGAAGUGCAAAAAAAGACAGUAACUAAGAAGCAGAAACAUAAAAACAGUCUACCAAUCAAGAAGGACCCCUCCCAUAAAAAGAAGAAAGAUCCAUUGCCUGGAGUGGGAAAAAGUGUGCUGAAAAAUGGAACAAGCUCAGCCUCUAAAGUAGUGGGAAAGACUCGCAAAGGGAAAAACUGUCCGGCUAAUAUGGAGCACUCCGACUCAAACAGAAUAGUCACAGAUUCAGAGAACAGUCCAUGCAGAAGUCCUCAGGUUGACAGAGAUUCAAGCUCUCUCAGCAGUCCAGGCUGGCCUAGUAAGGAAUCAGACUCCCAGGAGGAGGCCUCUCCGCGGCUGAGACGAGGGCGCAGACGGACUGAUGAAGCGUUGCUCCGAGACUGGAGCUUCGCUACUCCACCUACUCCUCCCCCUCUCGAUCCCCCCUCUAUACCACCCCCUGUACCAGUCCGCCGGCCGCGCGGCAGGCCUCGAAUCAAUCCUCUGCCCGAGGAGGUGGAUGCGGACAAGGCAAGGCCCACUGAGGGUGGGAACACCUCUUCAAUAAAGAAAAGGAAACGUUGCAAGAAUCGUAAAUAUCAGAACGGGGAAUACAUCACAGAGAAAGAUAAGGUGGCAGAUGGAGAGGAGGAGAAGCUGGGCGUGGAAGAUGGUGAGGCCACUAAUGAGAAGAUGGGUGUGUACCCUUGUCUCAGUGCUACAUUGACCGGUGAAGUGCCCAGUCCAGAUAUUAGCCCUAGGAAGACCCUGUUCACACGUUCGGGCUCAGCACGGCCUCAAGAGAGCCCACCCAACACACAGCCUGAUGACAAACCCUCAGGGAAGAGGAAGUUCAAAAGUAAACACUUGUGUGACACUGACGACCAGAAAAAGCUCAAGACUAAGAAAGGCAGCUUGGGUAAACGCACAGGGCCCCUCAUUUCAGAUGAGGAUGGUCCAGCCACCAAGAAAACCCCAACUACUCCUUAUGCUUCUCCCAAGCAUUCAAACUCACCACUAUCUGGUAAAAAAGGAAUAGCUGGGAAAUCAGGAAUCCCUGAAACAACUCCAAGCCGUCCAGUGCCUCCAGAAGUGCGUCGACUGAUUGUCAAUAAGAAUGCAGGAGAGACGCUGUUACAGAGAGCUGCUCGAUUAGGUUACCAGGAUGUGGUUUUAUAUUGCUUGGAAAAGGAUGUGCGAGAGGUGAACCGUCGCGAUAACGCGGGUUACACGGCACUACAUGAGGCCUGUGCACGUGGCUGGACGCACAUCGUACAGGUGCUGCUGAAGCAUGGCGCAGAUGUUAACUGCAGUGCACAGGAUGGAACGCGCCCAAUUCAUGAUGCAGUAGCAGCUGAUAAUCUGGCUGCCGUCUGGAUGCUAUUAAAUCAUGGGGCAGAUCCCACACUGGCAACUUACUCUGGUCAGACCGCAGUUAAACUAGCCCAGAGUCCCGGAAUGAAAACUUUCCUCAAAGAGUACUUCACUGAUUUAGAAGGACGAACAGACCAAGAUCCAAAACUACAGUGGGAUUUCUACAGUAGUUCUGUAUUUGAGACAGAACAGGAACCUUGCUGGGACUUCCUACUGUCUCAGCCUGAGGAAGACAGCGUAGACAACUUGAGCGAGCAGGUGAAGGAGAAAGACACUGAUACAGACUGUCUUGUGUUCGAGUUCUCCUCCGAUCCCCUCCUACCCUGCUACCACGUCCAAGUAUCACUAAUGCAGGGGUUUUGUAACUGGUUUUUGGUGGCGGAUGUGCUGAAGCGGCUUAAGAUGUCAGCACGUAUAUUCCGGGCUCGGUACCCUCAGUUUGAGGUGGUGAGCAUCGCUCAGGCAGAGCUGUGGAAGCAGGUCUCCGUCAGUCAAACGUGCAUGGUUCCGGAUGAGCUCCAGAUGGAUGACGAAGACGGAGAGGAGACGGUGGAGCUGGUGCGAUGCGUACCAGAGCUACAGGGACUGUUAGGCUCCUCCAUACAACUCCUCAGAGAAGAUGAGGAAGACGAGUCAGGGCCCAACACCAGACCCUGCAGUCGAUAGCAACUCCUGCCCUAAAUCUCCUGGGAUCGUCAGCAGCCGUCCUCAGUCAUGCGCGGGUCCGAUGGCCUGUUACCAGUACCAGCACUUUGUAUGUUCAGAAUCCGCAAGAAAGGUCCUAUUUUCUCACAGACAUACCCCCCCUCCCAGUAAUGACAGGGGCCCUAAGGAGCAACUUUGCCAUGCCAUCACCCAUGGAGAAAGGCUAGAGACGGACACAACUGGGACGCAACUUUCAUGCUCCUUGUGUAGGGUUUUUUUUUUUUUUUUUUUUUAAAUAAACCUAUAUGUAUAAGUAAAUAUAUAUGUAUAUCUUGACAUCAGGGUGAACGCAUCUGGUUGUAACUUAUCAUUAACAUGUUUUAUGUUCGUUCGUUAUUGACGGUCCUUUAGAAGGAGUGAUAAUCCCAGUCUUUUUUUAUCUUGGUCAACUAUAUGUGUGUAGCUAAGAGGCUUACGUCAAGCUAACAGCGGCAGGAAUGCCUUUGGGCCAGAUGGUUCCUGUGUAAACUAUCAAGCCUCUCCCAGCUCCCAGAAGCCCCCCUUAACCUACAGCAUAUGUUCCUCACCCCGGCCCUCCUUACCUCAACACCACUGCAGCUCUGCCAGAAACAUUACACCUUCCCUUUAUUUCAUUUGUAACAUGGCAGGCACAGGACGUGUUCCUGUGACAUCUGACGUCGUUGCGGUUUUGCUUUGGUUGAUGCGCUGUCGGUUUUAUCCACUGGUUGAAUUAUUUGAAGAUAUCAGCAGGUAACAGCCGAUACCAACCAGUUAAGUGGUAAACAAACAAACAAACAAAAAAAGAUCCUGUGGAGUGUUUUUUUUUUUUUUUCAAGGAUUUUCUAGAGCCUUUUUUCUAGAUUCCGUCUUGAACUGCUUUCCAGUGCUCACAGAAGGGGUUGUCUCCCAAUUUUUCCUGGUGUACCAGAUUCCAGCGUGCUUUGUGGCACGUGGUGUGUUUUAUUUACACUGAUUGUUGUUUGUGCUUAAUUUAAUAGUCAUUAAUAUAUUUGACCUUUUUUGUGUGUGUCAGACAAAUGAUAUAUGACAAUGGCUUUGUAUGGUUGGUGCUUUAUUUGACAGUGUACAAAUAAUGAUCCCUUUAUCCUGAAGUUGUUUUGUUUUCCCACACUGCAAACAGUAUUUUAACAAGCUAAAGUACAGUUUUAUUGUACUGGUGCUAAGCUAGAUUUUGUGUUGACAAUCAAUGAAGUUUUGUUUGAACUGAAACCAAUAAAUAUUUAAAUGAAGAGACAGAGAUGUAAAGAUAGAGUUUAGUUUCACUACUUAUGGAAAUACAGCGAGACCUGAAGAAAGUACUUGGUUUUGACUGAAGAACGCAUAUUGCUUCAGUGAUCUCUGUUCAUAGAGGAGAGCUGUUUAUUUGAUUUUUUUCCUUUUUUUUUUUUUUUUUUUUAAGAAGUCAACCAGAAUAAAGCAUGAUUGUCAAGU